Diaporthe amygdali is the source of this 1608-nucleotide messenger RNA. RefSeq lists its product as uncharacterized. The coding region runs from base 1 to 1608 and encodes 535 amino acids. Gene Ontology annotation, biological process: adenylate cyclase-activating G protein-coupled receptor signaling pathway. Gene Ontology annotation, cellular component: plasma membrane. The transcript is spliced from 2 exons. Lineage: Eukaryota; Fungi; Ascomycota; Sordariomycetes; Diaporthales; Diaporthaceae. The record is from RefSeq and is a predicted model, not a curated record. Gene Ontology annotation, molecular function: G protein-coupled receptor activity.
AUGUCUCACAUCUGGAACGACUAUGGCCCGACGCAGCCACCGGGCACUGAUGACCUCUCGCCGUUGGAUGACAAUUUGAGAGCAGGUCUCGCCGUCAUAGGCGCACUCGCCGUGGUCUCUCUGAUACUAUGCACGAGCCUAUUUUCCUUUAUAACAUACCGCGUCAUCCAAGGCCGGCUCUCUGCCCCGUCUCGACCUCGUUGCUCGAGGUCUCGCCUAUUCACUCGUCGACCUGUCCCGCUGGAACCCAGGUCGCAGCAGCAGCAACUUUGCCGGCACACCUCGAACAACACCAUCAACGCGGCGGCCAAAUCCCCUCUGUCGCCCUUAUCGCCCGCCAGCGACCCGUGGCAGCGGGGCCAACUCUUAGAUACCGCCGAUGAAGCCGCGGUUGGCACAGUGCCCAACAUUCGCCGGCGCUACCAGGGCUAUAAUCCACUGCUAGUACUUAUAUACAUGCUGCUUAUUGCCGAUAUUAUUCAGUCCACCUCUUUUAUUCCCAACCUUGUCUGGGUCAACCACGAUGCCAUCACCGUGCGGUCCGAGUCUUGCUGGGCACAGGGCUGGCUGCGAUCGCAAGGCGACGUGGCGAGCGCGAUCUUUGCCGCUGCCGUCUCGAUCAACACCUAUUUGCUAGUCGUCCACCGGUACACCAUGCCGUCCAAGGCGCUGCGCCUGAUCGUGGCGUCUGUAUGGUCAUUUAGCUUCAUCAUCGUGGCGGCUGGGGUGUGGGCUUCGAACAAUGGCAGGGGCCAUGGCGGGUAUUUUGUGAGGGUUGACACAUGGUGUUGGAUCAGCCAGGAAUACGCUGGCUACCGCCUCUGGACACACUUCAGCUGGGUACUAGCCAUGCUGAGCAUCAUAGUCUUAGCAUGUAUAGGCACAGCCAUCAAAAUCCGCGUGCCGGACCCAAACGGUCCUCGGCGGGGCCUGCUUCGAGUAUUAGGGGGUGUGCGCAUCCAGUUGCGGAACCCUCGAAAAACCGGCCACCACCCUGCGUUUCUCAUCUACCCUCUCGUCUACUUUGUGUGCUGCGCGCCGAUGGCCAUUGGCCCCAUGAUCCUGGCGUCAGGUGUCACGGUCAAGCAGGGUUACUUCCUAUGGGCGGGCGCUAUGAUCGCGAGUAAUGGCUGGUUGGAUGUGUUGCUUUGGAGCCUCACCAUGAUCUUCCUAGCACCCAAGGAUAUCAAGGAGGCCGGUCUGUCGGGCUUUGCGUUUCUGCGUACGCCUUCAGUUGAGUAUGGGAACAUGGUUUGGGUGGAAGCCGGACAGGGCGGUGGUGGGAACGAGACCAGAAACAAGGGUGGCGUGCUCGCGGCGGAAUGCCUCCAGCCGCUCGCCCGCAUGUUAAGGAGGGACUCGGGGAAGGACCGACGCCAGGGUUGUGGCUGGGAGUCGCUAAGCACGAUGAAUACGGAUAAAAAGAAACAGGAUGGCAUCACAUACAAGACUGUCACCUCGGUGGUGGUGGAGAGCAGUCUGAAGGGGGCGGCCGAUGGUAUUGGACACUCGCCGGCACAGCAGGACGAGAUCGCGCCGAGACCUAGUUUUGUGUACGCCAGGGAGGAUAUUGUGACGGUACCAAGGAGGGUGGCUCACCGAUUUUAG